AUGUCUGGUCGUGGAAAGGGUGGCAAGGGAUUGGGAAAGGGAGGAGCGAAACGACAUCGUAAGGUGCUUCGUGAUAACAUUCAAGGAAUAACGAAGCCAGCUAUUCGGCGAUUGGCUCGCAGGGGUGGUGUGAAGCGUAUCAGUGGAUUGAUUUAUGAGGAGACUCGUGGAGUUCUCAAGAUCUUCUUGGAGAACGUGAUUCGUGACGCGGUUACCUACACGGAGCAUGCAAGGAGGAAGACCGUUACGGCUAUGGAUGUUGUCUAUGCCCUAAAGAGGCAGGGAAGAACACUCUACGGAUUUGGGGGUUAG
Messenger RNA from Sphenostylis stenocarpa, 312 nucleotides. The record is from the annotation of a GenBank genome assembly. NCBI's taxonomy places the organism in Eukaryota, Viridiplantae, Streptophyta, Magnoliopsida, Fabales, Fabaceae.